Messenger RNA from Panicum virgatum (switchgrass), 1441 nucleotides. RefSeq lists its product as uncharacterized. Bases 109 to 1113 code for a protein of 334 amino acids. The transcript is spliced from 9 exons. Lineage: Eukaryota; Viridiplantae; Streptophyta; Magnoliopsida; Poales; Poaceae. The record is from RefSeq and is a predicted model, not a curated record. Gene Ontology annotation, molecular function: RNA-DNA hybrid ribonuclease activity; nucleic acid binding.
UGUCCGCGUCGCCGGUGGAGGAGGAAGGGAAGGCAGCGCCUGCGCCGGCACCCGCGCGGCGGCGGUUGGUAAGCCCCAGCCCCAGCUCCAGCCGCCUCCGCCUCUCUAAUGGUGAUUCGGAGCUGCUCUUCUUUCCUCCGUGGACUGCUGAUUUCCAGAGCGGCGUGGAGGAGGCAGUACCCCCUCUUCCUGGCUCUCAGGCCUCCUGUCCCGCCGCCGCCCACACGCUUCUCCUCCUCCUCCUCCUCCUCCUCCUCCUCCUCCUCACGGCGCUCCGCCAAGAGAUCCGCCGCAAAGACGCCAAUGGACUCCGCAGCAGCCGGCGAGCCCUUCUACGUCGUCCGCAAGGGGGACGUCAUCGGCAUCUACAAGACCCUCAGCGAGUGCCAAGCUCAAGUCAGCAAUUCGGUUUGCGACCCUUCCGUCACUGUCUUCAAAGGCUACUCUCUGCGCAAAGACACCGAGGAAUAUCUCGCUGCGCGCGGGUUAAGGAACGCCCUCUACGCCAUUGACGCAGCAGAUGCACGAGAUGAAUUGUUCGACGAUCUAGUUCCCUGCCCUUUCCAGCAACCUGAUGCAGCUGCAUCCUCAACUUUGAAAAGGCCACACGAGAUUGAAACUGGACCAUCAAAGAAGCAUCCCAAAGUUGAUGAGCAGGAACCAUUACCUGAUAGUCAUCUCUCUUGUAUUCUUGAAUUUGAUGGUGCUUCUAAGGGAAAUCCUGGGAAAGCAGGUGCUGGAGCAAUAAUAAGGCGGUUAGAUGGUUCUGUGAUUGCUCAACUACGUGAGGGUCUGGGUAUUGCAACCAACAACGCCGCUGAAUAUCGUGCACUGAUCCUGGGGCUGAAAUAUGCAGCCAAAAAAGGAUUCAAGUAUAUCCGUGCUCAAGGAGAUUCUAAGCUUGUCUGUAACCAGGUCCAAGAUCUCUGGCGUGCUAGGAAUGAUAAUAUGGCUGGCUUGUGCAAGAAAGUUAAGGAGCUGAAGGGGACAUUUCAGUUAUUUCAAAUCAGGCAUGUUUUGAGGGAUUACAACUCAGCUGCCGAUGCUCAAGCUAACUUUGCAGUCGAACUUCCUGUCGGUGAAGUUCAAGAGCAGUCAAACUUUCCAUGCUAGUAGCUAUGUUGUGCUCCGGUCUGGUUUGUGCAUCCAUCGCUUAGGCGCUGGGACUGAUUCAUUCAGUUCCCAUUGACAGUAAAGGAAGAGAUAACACAGCAGCUAUAGUCAAAUUUGUAGUGAAUAUGAUAUAUUUGCAGGCUAUUGAACCGGCUGAGUUGAGAUAUUGAGUACAUUUCUAGGAGAUUUAAUCGACUCAAAACUUGUGUAGUGCAUUGGCUGCACUGUAAAGCACCAGUGUUUGCUGAUGUGCCAUGUUUGUAUUCGAAAUAUUAUUAACGAACAAAUCUAGAUCAAUCCGUGCAGCUUGAGACUCUCGAUGCAACAA